Messenger RNA from Sorghum bicolor (sorghum), 558 nucleotides. RefSeq names its product 1-aminocyclopropane-1-carboxylate oxidase homolog 11. Lineage: Eukaryota; Viridiplantae; Streptophyta; Magnoliopsida; Poales; Poaceae. The transcript has a single exon. The coding region runs from base 1 to 558 and encodes 185 amino acids. The record is from RefSeq and is a predicted model, not a curated record.
AUGUUGACGCGCUGGUCCUGUUGGACUUCCACGAGUCCCGUGCCGGCGUCCGCGGCCUCGUCGAGUCCGGCGGUGCCGCCGCCGUUCCUGGCGCCCUUGGUCGCCCCAACCGUCGACCUCUCCCUCCCGCGUUGUUCCAGGUCACCAACCACGGCGUCCCGGCCGGCACCGUCGAGUCGGCCGGCGCUCUCCGCUGUCAGGGCCUUCAACGAGCAGCCACUGGCGUCGCGCUCCGCGUACUACGUACUCCGUCUCGACCGCCGGGCCUGCCAUAUCUACACCAUCCCGGCGCGGAACGCGGGGCAGCCUGCCAUGGCGCGACGACGCGAGAUCGUUCUCCGCUUGGGCCACGGCGAAUCCUACCUCGACCACCUCCCUGCGGCGUGCCUUGACGCGCUACUGGAGUACCACCGGUCGCUGACGGUGCUCGGGAAGAAGAUGAUCGCCGGCCUGCUGUCGGAAGCGCUCGGCGUGGCAGCUGGACAGGGCAGUGCAGUGCACGUUGAAGCCACCCUGAUGCAGUGCCACUACUACCCGCCGUGUCCACACCGACGGUGA